UAUCCAUUAACGUAAAGUUUAUCAAGACAGUCAACGUUGGUUCGCGAGAAAAAUAAGGCUCGGCCAUAUAUAUGUAACCCGGCAAAAAACCAUGUUAUCAGGGCUAAGCUUUUCCUGAAUUUUAUUGAUAAUUGCAAAUAUUUUAUUGACAAUUUUAUUUAUAAAAUAAUUAAAUAGUGCUUAUUAGAUUUUUAGUAAUAAUAUCCACUCAAAUAUAUUGAUAUCUUUUUUUUUUUUUUGUAGGAUAUAGGAGGAUGCUUAUAUUAGGAUUGAUUUUUUUAUGGAUAAUAUUGUUUAUUUUUUGUUUGCACAAAGAUUAUAAACAAAUAAUGAAGAUUGUGUUAGGCAUUGCCUAGUAUAAUCUUACCUUACAAACCCAAUAUUAAAAUCCCAAUGAAAUCAUGCCCUAUGUAUCUAAGUCUAACCUAUCAAAAGCUGAAGACGUUUGCUUCUAUAAAAGGAAAAAUAAAGAUUCACACUUUGGUAUCGUUCUGGUAUUUCCAUAUCAGAUAUUCGGAAAAGAAAAGAAAAAAGAGAAAAAAACCAAAAAAAAAAAAGAUGAAAAGAAUGGUAAGUUGCUUCUGACUGAAACAAUGGAUUUGGGUACCCAAAAAAGAGCAGAAGACUAAUUCUUCAAGCAACCAAUCCACACUACUAAUAAUAACAGUUUCUAAGAAAGGAAGAAAAACUCAAAAGAGAGAAGAGUGAGUUGAAGAAGAAGAAGAGGAAGAAAGAGAGUUUGAGAGAAAAAGAUAUCACUUUGAUGGAGCAAGUGGUUAUGGAAAAUCUUUUCAAUGGUGAUAGAGAGGCUCAGAUUGAGGCUGCUAAUGAAAUUGCUAAUCUUGGUAGUAAACAAAGGCAUAAACUAGCUGAAAGAGAUGUAAUCCCACCGUUGAUUUCUAUGCUUCAUUCCCAAAACUAUGAAGCCAUUGAAGCUGCUCUGGUUGCACUGCUCAGUCUUGCCUAUGGCAGUGAAAGGACCAAGAGGCGUAUAGUCAAAUCCGGGGCUGUACCAGCUUUAUUGAAUCUCCUUCAAUGCCAAAACAAGUCUCUAAUAGAGCUCACAGUAGCAUCAAUGUUAAUCCUGUCAUCUUGCAAGUCAAACAAGUUACCAAUCGCCUCAUCUGGGGUCAUCCAAAUCUUGGUCGAGUUUCUCAAUGAAGACUUAUCAAACGAUUAUAUUAGUAUGCAAACCAAGCUUGACGCCAUAGCCACCCUCCACAACCUUUCAACAUGCCAUGAGAUUAUCCCAUCGUUUGUUUCUUCAGGUUUAGUCUUUUCCUUGCUUCAACUCAUCCACGUCUCUGAAAAGUCAUCAGAGUUUGUCCUCAAAGUGAUUGCGCUGCUCGAAGACAUUGUUUCUUUGUCGAAUGAUGCGCUGCAGGAAGCUGCAGGCACAUCGGGAUCAAUUCGAGCACUGGUAGAGACGAUUGAAGAAGGCUCACCUGAGUGCCGAGAGCACGCGGUGAGGAUCUUGCUGUUUGUAUGCAAGAGCUGCCGAGACAAAUACAGAGGGUUGAUCUUGAAGGAAGGAGUGAUGCCGGGGCUACUUCAGCUGAGCGUUGAUGGAACUUGGAAGGCUAAGAAAAUGGCUCGGGAGUUAUUGUUGCUUUUGAGAGAUUGCUCCAAUUAUGGUUCGAGGAAUAUACAGUCAAAGCGUGAGCUCAUAGAGCAGAUCAUGCAAGAAAUUGAUGCAGAAGAAGGGAGAGUUUUGGAGACCACUACGCUGAGACUCGUGGAAGAGAUGAUAGCAAAGCUUAGUGUAUGACAUGAAAUUGCUUUUCUUCGAGUUUUAGAGUGUUUUGGUGGAGCCGAUGGGGUUAAUCAUUGAGAUAUUGGGAAGCUGUAACUUUUUUAAUGUAUAUAAAAUUGGGUUUCAACUAACAUAUUAUUGUCCCAGAACAUUGUGAGCCAUAAAAGAAAACACAAACCUAGCAGCAACUCUAUUUGCAAACUAUACACAAAGCUAAAUAAGCA
Humulus lupulus (European hop) is the source of this 1977-nucleotide messenger RNA. Its product is annotated as U-box domain-containing protein 6. The record is from RefSeq and is a predicted model, not a curated record. Lineage: Eukaryota; Viridiplantae; Streptophyta; Magnoliopsida; Rosales; Cannabaceae. Bases 764 to 1768 code for a protein of 334 amino acids. Gene Ontology annotation, molecular function: protein binding. The transcript has 2 exons.